Molecule: messenger RNA, 807 nt
Organism: Monoraphidium neglectum
Lineage: Eukaryota; Viridiplantae; Chlorophyta; Chlorophyceae; Sphaeropleales; Selenastraceae
Exons: 6
Coding region: 1-807 (268 amino acids)
Source: RefSeq, a predicted model, not a curated record
AUGACGCGAUUCUACGGCUACGAGGUGUCCACCGAGGGUGACGCGUUCCUGGUGGCCUUCCAUGAGCCCUUUGACGCGGCCGCGUGGUGCCUGGCAGUGCAAAUAGCACUCCACUACGCGCCCUGGCCGGAGCGCCUGCUGCUCCACAAGAACAGCAGCGUCGAGACCGCCGCCUCCCUCCUGCAGAAGCGCUCCGCGCGGCGCCAGCGCUGGCAGGAGAAGCUCGCGGACUCGGGGCAGGCCGCGGCGGCUACGGCGGCCGCCGUGGCGGCGGGCGGCGGCGGCGCCGGCGGCGUGCCCGCGGCGCGCGACCAGGCCGGUGCGCCGGGUCCGCUGGGGCCGCGAGAGCAUGCGGCGGCGGUGCGAGAGCUGGAGGGGUCGAUCGGAAGUUUGACGGACAGCGGGCCGCUGCUGGCGGCGGCGGGGGAGCACGAGGGGGACUCGGGCGGCGCAGACGGCGGCGCCGGUGCUGAGGACGGAUUGGGACCGCUGCAAGGGGGCGGGCGCUGGUCUCAGCCGUUUGAGCCGCACUCGCCCAGCAAGGUGCCCCUGGGCGCGCUGUUCCGCGGCCUGCGCGUGCGCAUGUCCCUCGCCACCGGCCGCGCGGAGGACGUGCGCCUGCACACUGUGACUCAGCGCCACGAGUACGGCGGCUCGGUGCUGCGGCGCGUGCAGGCCGUCGCGGAGACGCCGCACGGGGGGCAGGUCAUCAUGGACCCCGACACCUUCCAAGGCAUCCACGCGCGGCUGCCAGAGCUCGGGGGUGCAGUGCUGGACGCCACCCAAAAGUUUUGUGAGCGCCUGUGA